AUGCCCAAUAAACCUCUCUCAUCUCUCACAGCCGCGCGAUACGGCAAGGCCAAAGUACGCGUCUUCCGUAUCGUAAGACAAGAUAAAUGGCACCAUAUCGUUGAAUACAACGUCGAGGCGUUGUUGGAGGGCGAUCUCGAAUCUAGCUAUACCGAAGCUGAUAACUCUGUCGUCCGAGUCUUUACCUCAUUAAUACGCGUCAUUCGCCGCUACCUAGCGAAAAUCUCACCAUACAUCCUCAACCCCGAGAAAUUCGCACUCCAUCUAGGAACGUUCUUCGUCUCCAAAUACGCACACAUUCACAAGGCAUUCGUGACCAUCGAGCAGCUCCGAUGGGCUCGGAUUCCCGUUGAGAAGGGGAACUUGAAGGAACACCCACAUGCGUUUUAUCGAGAUGGUGAUGAUAAGAGGGUUGUCAAGGUCGAGGUUGAUGCGUCGAAGGGGAAAGAUAAGUUGGUGGGGAGGGUUAGUGCAGGGAUUAGUGAUUUGUUAGUCCUGAAAUCUACCGGAUCCAAAUUCGAAGGCUUCAUCCGGGACGAAUACACAACCCUUGUCGAGGUGGACGACCGCAUUUUCUCGACUUCUGUGGAUCUGGAGUAUACGUUUUCUGAGAUCGCGUUGAAGGCGCCUGGGGAUGCGGGGAAGCUGCAGUUUGUGGCUCCUGAACAGGAGGUGCCGGAGAGGGCUAGGAGGGCGACUUUGGAGGUUUUCGCGGAGGAUGAGAGUGCUAGUGUUCAGGCAACCCUCUACAAGAUGGCCCAGAGGAUAAUCGCAGAGAACGUUCAUAUUCAAACUGUGACGUAUACCCUUCCGAACAAGCACUACAUCCCCGUCGAUAUGAAAUACAUCGGGGUAGACAAUCUGACUCCUUAUUUGUCGAAAGCGGAAGUUUUUACGCCGGUUGCUGCACCCAGUGGGUUGAUCUCCGCCACCAUCUCUCGCAAACAGGGGUAAAGAGGGUACGUCAAGCUGGGUGGGAGUGGCGAGGAUGUCUGCGUCGUCGGUGGUCAAUACCUACAAAGAUUUUGAAACGAUGUUUUAGUUGGAGGGUACAAAUGAAAUGGCAGUACGUUCUG
Laccaria bicolor S238N-H82 is the source of this 1076-nucleotide messenger RNA. RefSeq lists its product as uncharacterized. The record is from RefSeq and is a predicted model, not a curated record. Gene Ontology annotation, biological process: urate catabolic process; purine nucleobase catabolic process. Gene Ontology annotation, molecular function: urate oxidase activity. Lineage: Eukaryota; Fungi; Basidiomycota; Agaricomycetes; Agaricales; Hydnangiaceae. Bases 1 to 954 code for a protein of 317 amino acids. Gene Ontology annotation, cellular component: peroxisome. The transcript has 10 exons.